Fraxinus pennsylvanica is the source of this 459-nucleotide messenger RNA. Lineage: Eukaryota; Viridiplantae; Streptophyta; Magnoliopsida; Lamiales; Oleaceae. The record is from the annotation of a GenBank genome assembly.
AUGACCACAAAACUCCAAAAAUGUCAACCCAUAGCCACCGCAUUAAAUCGCCUCUGCCGCACCCAAUCAGUCCACCACCUCCGCCGUCAAUUUAUACACAACGGCCCGGACACGGUGGAGGAACUCCUUGACCGACACCUAGUCAAAAAAGAUAAAAAGGACUCUGAGGAGAAUGAAUUGCUGACUCGGCAGCGACUCACUAGCAAUCGCCGCGAGGCGCUGAGCCUGUAUCGAGAUAUUAUACGAGCUACCCGCUUCUUCAUGUGGCUGGAUUCUCGAGGUGUCCUCUGGCGCGAUGUAUUGAGAGAGAAUGCUAGAAAGGAGUUCGAAGAGGCCCGUCGGCUCUUGAUAAGCUUGUCGAGAAGCAAAAGCAGCAAAUUGAGAAGGAAAGAAAUGAAUCAAAUCGUAGCUGACGUUUUUUUUGACUUCGGUAGUAGUGUUGUGGAUUAUGAUCUUUGA